This is a messenger RNA of Lonchura striata (white-rumped munia), 1876 nucleotides long. The record is from RefSeq and is a predicted model, not a curated record. NCBI's taxonomy places the organism in Eukaryota, Metazoa, Chordata, Aves, Passeriformes, Estrildidae.
AUGUGCCACGGGAUCCUGUGCUGGCAGAGGAGCCCACGCUGGGCCUGUGGGAUCAUUUCUGUUCCAGAUGCAUUCCCUGACCUGGCCACCAAGGUGGGCAUCAAGGAGAACCUGAAGGAUGAAAUCAUCAACUACGAAUUCAAGACCUCCUUCUUUGAUAUCUUUCUCUUGGCUCUGUUCCGUUUUGUCGUGCUGCUCUUGGGCUACGCUGUUGUCCGCCUGCGCCACUGGUGGGUCAUCGCGGUCACUACACUGGUAUCCAGUGCCUUCCUGAUUGUCAAGGUCAUCCUCUCCGAGCUUCUGACCAAAGGGGCUUUUGGGUAUUUACUUCCCAUCGUCUCGUUUGUCAUUGCUUGGCUGGAGACCUGGUUCCUGGAUUUUAAAGUCCUCACUCAGGAAGCAGAAGAGGAACGAUGGUUCCUGGCAGCCCAGGCUGCAGCCUCGAGGCCGCUGCUGUACCCCCGAGCCCUCUCUGAGGGACAGUUCUACUCCCCACCCGAGUCCUUCGCAGGCUCAGACAACGAGUCUGAUGAGGAAGGUGUGGGGAGGAAGGCCUUGACAACUCAGGAAAAGGAGUAUGUCCGACAAGGCAAAGAGGCCAUGGAGGUUGUGGACCAAAUCCUCGCCCAGGAGGAGAACUGGAAGUUCGAGAAAAACAAUGACUUUGGUGAUGUUGUUUACACUUUUGAAAUCCCUUUCCACGGCAAGACCUUUAUUUUAAAGGCUUUCCUGCAGUGCUCCCCUGAAACGGUUUACCAGGAGGUGAUUUUGCAGCCCGAGAAGAUGAUCCUGUGGAACAGAACAGUGGCAGCUUGCCAGAUCUUGCAGCGGAUCGAGGACAACACGAUCGUCUCGUACGACGUGGCGGCCGGAGCUGCCGGCGGGGUGGUGUCCCCCAGGGAUUUCGUGAACGUGCGUCGGAUCGAGAGGAGGAGGGACAGGUACGUUUCCUCAGGGAUAUCGACCACGCACAGCCUGAAGCCUCCGCUCUCCAAGUACGUCAGGGGUGAGAACGGACCUGGAGGAUUCAUCGUCCUGAAAUGUCCCAGCAAUGCCAAGGUCUGCACCUUCAUCUGGAUUCUCAACACAGAUCUGAAGGGUCGCCUGCCCCGCUACCUGAUCCACCAGAGCCUGGCUGCCACCAUGUUCGAGUUCGCCUUCCACCUGCGCCAGCGCGUGGCCGAGCUCUGCUCCAGGCCCUGAGGACAUUCCAGCGGCCUCUCCGCUCCGUGGGGACGGGGACAGGACCCCGCACCCCCCCAGCGAGGGGUCCCCCCUGCCAGCCGGGGGGGCUCAGCCCCUUGUCCCACCACGGUUGCCCCCCGAAGUUUGGGGCUCUGCACCCGACUGUUCCGUGCCAAAUCCCUGCCCACCCCGGGGGGCUGGGGCUGCCCCCGCUGCCCACGAAGGGGUUGGGGGCUCAGCGGGCACCCCCAGAUCGCUGCGGCUGCGCCCCAAUUCCCUGAGGAAGAGGGCACAGAGGUGGUGGCCGUGACAGCGAGGACUCUGUGCCGGGCUCUGUGCCAGGCUCUGUGCCAGGCUCUGCCCCUCCACCAGCGGGUGGAGGCACAAUCUGUGACCCCCCACCCCCACCGUGACCCCGGGGUGGGGGGCACAGCGCCGGGGACCCCCAAACCUCCCCCGGGCGCUGGCCCAGCCCCUUCCUCCCUUCCCAGACGUGCAGCUCCCGGUGGAGCCAGCGCGGGAUUCGCCUUAAGCAGAGACUUGGAUCCUUUUUUGGGGUGCUGGGGGGGGGUUGGGGGUGUGGGGGUGACUGCAGCCCCCCCCGGUCUCUCUGCACCCCCCGGGGGUCUGGGGGUCAGCCCCCCACCCCCAAAAUCUGUGUGGGCUGAAUUAAAGCCUUGCACCAUUUGCA